Molecule: messenger RNA, 671 nt
Organism: Prunus avium (sweet cherry)
Lineage: Eukaryota; Viridiplantae; Streptophyta; Magnoliopsida; Rosales; Rosaceae
Source: RefSeq, a predicted model, not a curated record
CUAAUGACUGGAUCCUUAGAGAAAGCAACUCUUGCUGUGGAUGCCUUGACAAUUUGCAUGACUAUAAGUGGGUGGGAGCUCAUGAUUCAUUGGGCCUUCUUGGUUGGAACAGGAGUAAGAGUGGCGAAUGAGUUGGGAGCUGGAAACUGGAAGGCAACUAAAUUUGCAGCAAAGGUUUCUAUGGCAGAAUCUGUCUUCAUCGGUUUAUGCGUAUGUGUAAUUACUAUCAUACUCCAUGAAAAGUUUGCAUACAUAUUCACAUCCAGCACUGAUGUCAUCCAAGAAGUUGAUCAGAUGUCGUAUCUCUUGGCAAUGGCAAUUCUACUUAACAGUAUUCAACCCGUCCUGACAGGAUUGCAAGCAUGGGUUGCAUACAUAAAUCUUUUCUGCUACUAUAUUAUUGGGCUCCCACUUGCGUUUGUAAUGGGAUGGAUCCGCCACUUGGGUGUUUUGGGUAUAUGCGGUGGGAUGAUCUUUGGUGGAACUGCUGUGCAAACGGUGAUUUUGGCCAUCGUGCUAAUACGACAUGAUUGGGAAAAGGAGGCUCAGAAAGCUAGCCAGCGUGCAAAGAAGUGGUCAACGCCUAACCCUGACAAUCAAAUACAGGAACAUAAAUAGAACAAAAAUACAUGAGCAUUAAAUCGAAAUAAUUUUUUAUAAUUUUGAUAUAA